Trichomonas vaginalis G3 is the source of this 756-nucleotide messenger RNA. Its product is annotated as phage tail repeat-like family. The record is from RefSeq and is a predicted model, not a curated record. The transcript has a single exon. NCBI's taxonomy places the organism in Eukaryota, Parabasalia, Trichomonadida, Trichomonadidae. The coding region runs from base 1 to 756 and encodes 251 amino acids.
AUGGCAGAUAUGACAUUGCCUGACCCAGCUCCAGCACCAUAUUAUUAUGACUAUGGAGAUGACGUUAGAACACCACAUGUAGAUGAACAAAAGCUAACAUUAUAUUUAGAUUUUUAUAGAUAUAAAAGAUAUAAUGCAAUAGAAAAAACGAGAAUAGUAUACUAUUAUGAAGAUGACAGAAAUAAAUAUUAUAGUCAAGACUUUACCUACCCUGAAAACAUAAGAUUAUAUUAUAAAAAAUAUUCUGACACAAACCAGAAGAAACCUGAAAUAGUUGCACUAUAUUUUAAGUUCAAAAGAGACAAUCCUAUAAUAUCUCAUAUGUUUGAUUUAAUGAACCCAGUAGGUUCUAUUUAUACAUCUAUGGAAGCAAGAGGUCCUCAAGUAAUGUUUGGUGUUGGUGCAUGGGAACAAAUAGUCGACAGGUUUUUGUAUUGUGCAAACUCUUCAAAGGAAACAGGUGGAAGUAAAACGAUUUCAGGUGAAAAUUUACCUGCGCACAGUCACUACAUAGAUUUAAGUACAUCUCAAGCAGGUUGGCAUAAGCAUAGAUAUUGGGAUUGGUCAGGAAUGACAAAAGGUAAAGGAUAUGAUGUUAAAGACGACGUUAAGUUUGCUAUAAAUUGUUACUGGAGUGACACUCAGGGAGAAGGAAACCAUACACAUUUCGUUUCAGGAUAUACGCAAACAACGGGACAAAGUAAAGACUACAUGCCACCUUACAUGACAGUUUACGCAUGGUAUAGAAUUGCUUAG